UCUUCAAGGUCGGUGUAGUGGUAGCGGCUAGCGCCAGCGGGUGCUCUUCAGUUGUUUACUUGAUUACGUUGCCUUAACUUAUAGACGUCCUCCUCUUUCCGGUGUAAGUUUUCUUCGGAUCAUUUGAGGAAGUGAACAAUACAUACAAGUUAACAGUUUGUGUACUUGAUGAAAAUCUCUUUUGAGGAGUAUUCAGGUUAUCUCGACAUCCCAGGUAAUUGACAUUCAGUGAGAUGAAGCCGGAGUUGGACGCUGUACGGAGAUCCAGUUAAGGGGGACAGUGUUGGAGUGAAGAGACUUUUAUUGUGCCAUUGAACAUGCCCAUAUGUACUGUCUGAAGACUGUGCCUACUUCAAGUGGAAGCCUGGGAGACGAACUCUCCGAUAUCAAUUAUAAUAUCAAUCAUGAGCUGUAAAACGCUGUCACUGUCCGCAAAUUUUGCUGCUUUGUCCAGAGUUACUUCAAUCAUUUCUCGGGCCAUUGGGUCUUCAACAGCCAUAAGGCAACAAGUGGCUGGAGCAGUGAGCAAGUCAGAGGACAGGGCACCAUUACCGUCAAGUAGUGCAGUAAGGCCAUUUUCUGAGAUCCCAGGCCCUAAAAUAUAUCCUUUCGUCGGCAGCCUCUUCUCGAUGAUUUUCCACAAAGAAUUCGACAAGAAACGAAUCCACAAGAUAUUUCAAAGCCUGGUAGAUGACUAUGGACCUAUCGUAAGAUUCGAAAGUCCCACGUAUCCUCCAGGGGUUCUUCUGACUGACCCCAGAGACUGUGAGACAGUCGUGCGAGCUACCAUGGAGAACCCCAUCCGCGAGGGAUUCUUUUCCCUCCGUAAUAUAAGAGUAACGAAUGACAAGUAUUUCGAAGGCAGUUGUGGUAUACUGGUCGAAAAUAAUGAGCAGUGGAAAAAAUUAAGAAGUCGAUUUCAAACACCUAUGAUGAAAGCAAAAAAUGUCACCCAUUAUUUGGAUGAAAUGGAUCAAGUGACGCUAGAUUUCAUGGACAGAAUUGCUGCUCUGCAAAAGGAACACGGUGAAAUGCCACAUGACUUCCAGUUUGAACUUUACAAAUGGGCGUUAGAAUCUAUUGGCCUUGUUGCCUUGAAUCGACGAUUAGGCUGUCUAGAUCCCAACAUCUCCAGUGACUCUGAGCCCAUGAAGAUGAUCAGGUACAUCAACGAACUUUUCGACUUACUAAACGAGUGCGAGCACGGAAUACAGUUCUGGAGGAUUUAUCCAACUGCCAGCUACAAAAAGUUAGAGAAAUGUCACGAAGAAUUUUUAAGGAUUGCAGAUCAAAACAUCUGCCAGACUGAAGCUGAGCUCUUGUCAAAGACUAGGACUGACGAAGAAGAGAACCUCACUCUCAUGGAGAAAUUGCUGCUGACACCAGGAUUAUCACGGAAGAACGUCGUGACCCUCAUUUUAGAUAUGCUUUUCGCUGGAGUUGACACGACGUCACACACCAUAGGAUUUACCCUUUAUCUCCUGGCCAAGAAUCCUGAUUGCCAAGCCAAGUUGCAAGAGGAAAUGGACAGUGUUAUCGGAGAUUACGACGGUCCUCUCACUACAAAACACAUCGCCCAGUUGUCUUAUCUGAAGGCAGUUGUCAAGGAAUCGUUAAGAGUUUUUCCCUUGACCACGGGUACGGUGAGAACGCUGGAGAAGGACCUGGUACUCAGUGGAUAUCAAGUGCCUAAAGGAUGGGCAGCUAUUUUGUUUGGCAUGAAGAUGGGCCAUGACGAACGAAACUUCCCUCGUUCAAGUGAAUUUCUACCCGAGAGAUUCCUGAGGCACAAGCCUUUGGGGCCCAUCCAUCCCUAUGCGACCUUUCCCUUCGGCGUUGGAACGCGAAUGUGCAUCGGGAGACGAAUUGCAGAGCAAGAACUCUACAUAUUUCUCGCAAGGGUGAUGCACAGAUAUUCGGUCUCUUACCAGUACGAAGACAUUGACAUCAUCAGCCGAUUAGUUCACGUCCCCUCCCAACCUCUGCGCUUUUCUUUCAGUGAGAGACGGAGUCGCUGAAGCCAAACUUGCAUUUUAAAGCAACUCGAACAUUGUCUUGACACUGCUCCAGACGUCACUUGUUUUGGUUAACUAUUUCAUGUGUUACGUGAAAAGAAAUGACCAAAGACGUUAAAUCGGUAUAUCUUUCAACUUAUCUCGAGUGUGAACCUAGAAUAAAAGUAUAUAAGUAAUAUGUUAAUGAAUAAAGCAUAAAAUAAUGCAGCUAACUACACACAUGCGUACGUUAGAUAUUUUGGAAGUACUUUAUCAAAAAUAUGUACUUCAUACACGUCUACGACACAAGAAACAUGUUCGACGCGUCAGACCCUCUUCCCAUAGAUACUGUGCUUGAAAUUAGUAACGCUCAGAUGAUACAGUUCAGUGAUCGAGCCAGGCUUUGCAAAUCCCUUCCUAUUUUAUUUGUUAUUGCAUCUUUUAACCUUUCUUACUUGGCGCGGCAGAAUGUCGUUUCCUUGUGGUUAAGCCAGGCCUUUCCUUUUUUUUUUUUUUUUUUUUUUAACCUUGACCAUGAGCUUGCCUACUUUUUUUACCUUUGCUAACCGUUUCAUCACAUAACUAAUGUUUUUAGAUUUCAUUUAAAUAGUGUACAAAUUUUUUCUUUCCUUCAUUUAUAAAAUCCACAUUUCAUUACAAUAGAAGAAAAAUGACUCAAUGUGUAGAGGAGACCGGGGCUAGUUGGCUACAGGGGUAAGUUGGCACACUCAAAAUAACUUUAAAGCUUACCAAUAGAUGACUCUAAUACAUAUACUGUGUAAUUGCAACGUGGUUCCUCAAUUACCAGCAAAAUUCUAUAGAGAUAGAACGUAGGAUCUCGAAUUUAUGAGAAAAAGUUUUAUUUUGAUUGUAGUAAGUAAAUUUUUUUUAUUUUUCUGUUAUUUGCUAUAACAUCUAUACAUUCAUAAAGAUUAUUUUUUAAUUAUAGCAUAGUUUUCCGUAUGGUUUAAAGAUCCUAUACCAUUAAAAUUAAUCAUUCAAAGCUUCUUGGUGUGGGCUGGUAAGUGUUUUUGUACCAAAUAGUAGGGAUGGGGCAAGUUGGCUCAAAAUAAAUGGGGAAGUUGGCACACGUUAUUUAAUAACAAUAGUAAGCCUAUUUAUUUAUAUAAUUUACGUUUUGUUUCUGGAUUUUUGGACGGAUAAUGAGAUUAGUGUCCUAUCAUUUCUUCCACAUUGCUCUCACAAGUUGCAGCCCCUGGAUUUUAGUGUUUAUAGUGAUUCGUGGAUGACUUGUAAUCCAGGAUCAACUAUGCCCAUCUGUGACAUUCCUGGUAAAGUUUCCUCGGCUUUACCUUACCCCUAGCUGUCACUUAUUCUGAUGUUUUCAAUGGGUUUAGGGUUGAUGGAAUCUCACCUUUGAAUACAGACUAUUUCAAGAUUUUGAUUUUACCGGUGCGUAUGUAACAGAUUGAGAGAUGUCCGAAUAGACACAUGGGCUUCAGAUCAGUCAUCUGCGUGAUAGAGUUUAAGAACUGCUCCUGUUGCUUCAGAAGAAAGCUCAGCUGAAGACAGCCUGUGUUUGGUAACCAAGCCAGGAGAAAUGUGGGUCCAGUGCAGGGCAUGUAAAAUUGAUGAAGAGUUAUUUGACACCUGCCACAAUUACAACUAGAUGAUGAUCCGAAGUAAUACUAAUGCCUUAUAUUUUGUAUUUAGGAAAUUCAGGGGGUAUUUUUGCUAUUUGAUUUAAAUGCAAUGUAGUGAUUUUCUUUUAAUUAUCAAUAUGCCAACUUACCCCAUAAUGUGUUGGCACGAAAAAGUUAGCAUGGGAUGGAGUAGUAGUAGUUGCUGCCCACUCUGUGGGUCGGCUCCCCUCUUGUGGGGAUUUUGUAGUGGGAGAUUUCUAUUGGCAAGCGGUUCGUGGUAGUGGUCUCACUCGCCAUAGUGUUCAUACCGACACCCUCUUGGAGGGUGAGCGAGUCAGUAGUACUGACCUUUUCUUUAUUUUAUUUAUUCUCUGGUAUGUGUUAGUACAUUUACCUUAGAAAUAAUGGAUUAAAGGAUAUUUCGCGCAGCGACACGAACUGAGCCCAGAAAUAGAUUUUUCCUUACGUCAAAAUCCCAUUUUGCUAUAUGAUAAAGACGAAUGUUAAUAUUUUUUAAUGGUGAUAAGAAUUUUGCAAAAAUGUUUGUUUUCUAUUCGCAAUGACCAAAAUUAUCAAAAGUGUGCCAACUAGCUCCGGUCUCCCCUACUAUACCUACCCAUUGUAGACAGGCUUUUGCUUAGGCAGAUUUCAUUGAGAACCAGUACUCACGUAACAGUGGGACAGAAAGUACUUCUUAAAAGAAAAUAAAAUUAUAGGGAGAGGGAAAUUGCAGGAUAAAUAUAAGGGAAAUGAAUGGGUUAUCGAGGAGUGCUGGAUGAUGGAUGUGGUCUGUUCAAAAUUAGGUCGGUUGGGUAUGAAAAUAAGGUUAUACACAGAUCUAAUGUUAGGCCUAUCAGUAUAAAAGAUGAUAAUGAAAGGAUGAACGGAGAGGAUAGACAGUCAGAUGAUGAUUUCACAGUGCCUCAUGUGGAAAAGGUGCUGGGAAAUGGUGGAUGUGGAUGAACAAUCAGAUGAUAAGUAGUAUCAGUAGUGCCAGUUAUGGAAGAGGUUCUGACGAGGUUUGGCAUUAGUUCUUCACAAACAACUAAUGCAGAGACUGAAAAAAUGCCGACCAUUGUAGGUAAUUAUGUAUACAUACAAUCAGUUAGGUUAAAGAGGUCUGAAAGGUUUUAAGCAUAUUUUUUUUCCUUUCUCCAGCAAAUAACUAUUAAGAAACUUCUGCUGAUGCAUAGAAACGGUUAUACUAUGUUGAUUAGGUGGUUCAUGUUCCUCUGUAUUUCUAUGCAUAUAAUAACGAGUUGGUCAAUCUCGUUAUUCUAAAAGGUAGCGAUGGGCCAAGAGCGGCAGACAACUGGUAAUUGGUAACACUCUCUCUCUCUCUCUCUCUCCUCUCUCUCUCUCUCUCUAUCAUCCCAGGUCACCAAAUCAGAGUCAUGAAUUACAAAAAUAUGCAUUUAUUUAAAAGCAAAGUAUUAACUGAAUAACUCAGAUUCUUAACAGAAUAAGUAAAUGAAAUGUUAAACCCAAAGUCCAAAUAACUCAGAUAACCCACGGUAAUUAAUCAACACCAACAUUAGUUUAGCCAUAACACCAGGCACAGUCAACAUAGUAAUCAAGUCAGUACACCAUUUCCCCAAUGAACAAUCCCCACUCUUCUCCAGAAACAUUUCCCCUCGUCCAGAAAUGCCUGUUAGAAGACAGGAGAACACUCUGGUAAGCACAAGAUCAUAAUCAAAGAUCAUAUAAACAGAACAUCUCUGAAAUAAAGAUUCAAAUACAAUCCACCCACACUUUGGCCAAUAUAGACAUAAUAAUAAUCACCCAUUCAGCCAGUAUGCACUGUCACUUAACAAAGCCACUGUUUGCAGAAGCCAUCCUGGCCCUGCCUUCUCUCUGUAAUAGUCUUCCCUUCAUUGCAAUACAACACUCAUAUGUAGGGGGAAAAGCGCACACAUAAGCAUGAACCCACACUCAAUGCCCACGAUGUUCACGCCCCCAAACUGCUUAAGACCAGUUUCAAAGUCACCUCUACAUCAAGCUCUCAUAGCGACAGGACGAGGCACUGAUUUGCUUAGACCGCACUCUUGAUCACACUACCUCAAAGAAAGAUGCAUUAGCAUUCCUAAGCUGUCACACGAACACUCUGUCUCCAGGGAAGUUAAAUUGCUGAUUCUCUACAUUCUAAGAAACAUCACUGCAUAUCACAGGGUACGCUGAGGGCAUCGUUGCAAUGUGUAGCUUAUGCAUGAUAAAUUAGCAAGAGGGUUACCGUCAGUCCAUAUAUCCAUAUAACCAUGGUUAAGCCUGACAAUUUUUUCCCACUACUAGUGAAAAAUGCAAAGAGUAUCAUGAGGCCUAUAUCCAGGCCUGCUGCAGUUUUAAGUGUUAAUGAAAUGUCAAACUGUAAUUUACAUUGUUAUCAGUAAGUUCUCAAACCUGGUAUGGAGAGGACUCAGUUGAAUUUGAUCUACCAGAACACUUAAAGGUAGCAUUCUUCAAUUUUACCAUAAUCAUUUUUACCCAAAAUUAUAGUUCAAAUUCAUACUACGUUACAGUUUUAAAAGUAAAUUUUACCAACUAGCUAGUCUACCAGGGUUGAUCAUCACAUAACCAAAGGUAGCCUACCAUAGCCUAACCUUAGCUUAGCAAAUGGAACCUAACUUGGCAUAACCUUCAGGAAUGCUAAUUUUCUGUGUCCCCCUUCACAGACCAUGUAAUACAGCUCAAGUCUUGGCUAGCUAUGAAAGUCUAAAUUAUUCUUACAGGCUAGUAUAACUUAGACAGACUGCACAAUGUAAAUAAGCAUGUUGAAUCAUAGGUCAGUAUGAUUGUGACAUGUUACGUAGCAUUUAUGUGGUUACUAUGUGUCUGCAGACUACUGCACAUAGUAAAUAGUAAAUUAAUAUUUUGCCAUGUUAUUUCCCUUACAAUAUUCACCUGCCUUUCUAUUAGAUUCCGCAUUAACUCGCGUUUUAUUUUUCAACAAAUCUCCUCAACGGAGCCCAUCUAUUCAUAAUAGAAGCCUUUUCAGAAUUGUUUGAUUUUUAUUUUUCUUUAUUGAAACAAAUACUUUUAUGCACGGUAUUGUUUAGUUUUUUGUCAAGAAAUGAUUACAUUUCUCAUUAUUAAGACAAAUAUACUUAAAAUUUAUAAAAACUUUGUAUUUUCAAUAAUUUAUCUUAUGUGGUAUUGGAAUUUUUGAAAUAAAAAAAAAGUUAGAUUUUUUGUUUUUUAUUUUGAAAAUCAAAACAUAUUUAUAUUUCAAAAUAGAUAUUAAUUAGUGUCACAACUGGAGACUGGGUGUUUUCGGUAUAUCAUUAAUAAUUAUCAUGAGUCAUUGGGCAAAGCUAUUUAGUAUUUCAAGAAAUGCAUUCCUACUAAAAAAUCCAAAUCCAUUGUUUAAAUUUUCCAGAUGACACCAAAUUUGGCAGUGUAACUCAUUGAAAAUUAGAUAUUCCUUGAUAUUCUUACGAUUAAAUACCAGUAAAAAUUAA
Messenger RNA from Macrobrachium nipponense, 7053 nucleotides. Its product is annotated as probable cytochrome P450 49a1. The record is from RefSeq and is a predicted model, not a curated record. The transcript has 12 exons. Bases 405 to 2018 code for a protein of 537 amino acids. NCBI's taxonomy places the organism in Eukaryota, Metazoa, Arthropoda, Malacostraca, Decapoda, Palaemonidae. Gene Ontology annotation, molecular function: iron ion binding; heme binding; monooxygenase activity.